AUGUCUUUCCUCAUCGAAGCCACCGGCCGCCGUCUGGCCACCAUCCCCCGCGUCGUCCCCAGAGCCGCCGUCGCUGCCCCCAGAACAUUCACCACCUCCUUUGCCGCGCAAAAGUCGGCAACAGAGACCGUCAAGGAUGGUCUGAAGACCGUCGACCGCAAGGUCAGCGACAAGCUCGUCGAUGGUAUCAACGCCGGUGCCAACGUCGCUGAAAAGGUCAAGCAAAACGUCCCCAACACCCAGGGCGAGGCCGCCGGCAAGGCACAGGAGCUCAAGGGCGAGGCCGCCGGCAAGGCGCAGGAGCUCAAGGGUGAGGCCAAGGGCAAGGCCAACGAGCUUGCUGGCAAGGCCAAGGGUACCGCCGACCAGGUCAAGAAGAACCUGUAA
Molecule: messenger RNA, 387 nt
Organism: Colletotrichum abscissum
Lineage: Eukaryota; Fungi; Ascomycota; Sordariomycetes; Glomerellales; Glomerellaceae
Exons: 2
Coding region: 1-387 (128 amino acids)
Source: RefSeq, a predicted model, not a curated record